AUGGCCGCAAAAGAAUUUACUCCGGUAAACACGACGGAGAGGCUUGCCAAGUUACGCGCCUUGUUCGAGCAGGAUAAAUAUAAGCUUAACGCAUAUGUAAUUCCCUCAGAAGAUGCGCAUCAGAGUGAAUAUACGGCACCUUGUGAUCAACGUCGUGCUUUCAUUUCGGGAUUCACUGGAUCAGCUGGGUUAGCCAUAGUGAGCAAACAAAAAGCUCUCUUAUUUACCGAUGGACGAUACUUCCUUCAAGCAAGUUUGCAAUUAGACUCGAAUUGGACACUAAUGAAACAAGGGUUGCCGGAUGUGCCGACCUGGCAAGAAUAUUUAGUGCAGAAUUUUACCAAUGGAUCUAGAAUUGGAAUCGACCCUACUUUAAUAACUUUUCCUGAUGCUAGAAGUUUAUCCGAAUCUUUGGAAAAAGUAGGCUCAACAUUAGUGAGCACGGAUGAAAAUUUGGUUGAUAGUGUUUGGGGUAAGGACAAGCCUACUCCAGCUGCUAAUCCUGUGACCAUGCUGGCAUUAAGAUACUCAGGUCGUUCGCAUGCUGAUAAAAUUGCUAGCCUUCGAGUAGAAUUAGCAAAAUUGAAGGUGUAUGGUUUUGUCAUUACAGCGUUGGAUGAAAUUGCUUGGUUUUUCAAUCUUCGUGGCUCCGAUGUUCCAUAUAAUCCCGUGUUUCACGCAUACUCACUUGUGACCAAAAAUGAUAUUACUCUAUACACCAAUGAAAGCAGAAUAACUAAUGAAGCGAAGUUUCAUCUUGGCACAGAUGUUAAGCUUAGUCCAUAUUCUGCUAUUUUCGAAGACUUAAGAAAUUUAAAAACAAAAUUAAAAGAAGAAAAGCAGGCAAGAUAA
Ambispora leptoticha is the source of this 852-nucleotide messenger RNA. Lineage: Eukaryota; Fungi; Glomeromycota; Glomeromycetes; Archaeosporales; Ambisporaceae. The record is from the annotation of a GenBank genome assembly.